Messenger RNA from Pomacea canaliculata, 3723 nucleotides. RefSeq names its product bifunctional 3'-phosphoadenosine 5'-phosphosulfate synthase-like. The transcript is spliced from 13 exons. Gene Ontology annotation, biological process: sulfate assimilation; 3'-phosphoadenosine 5'-phosphosulfate biosynthetic process. Gene Ontology annotation, molecular function: ATP binding; sulfate adenylyltransferase (ATP) activity; adenylylsulfate kinase activity. The record is from RefSeq and is a predicted model, not a curated record. Bases 122 to 2005 code for a protein of 627 amino acids. NCBI's taxonomy places the organism in Eukaryota, Metazoa, Mollusca, Gastropoda, Architaenioglossa, Ampullariidae.
AAAAACGUUCGUGGGGUUUGUUUUAAACUUUGACGAGGCGGAAGUGCCAACUCAACUGGAGGUGAAACAGAGGUAACAGGGAUUGAAGGUUUGAAAAAUAGAACCGAAGAGCAGCAGCACAAUGUCUUGUGAAAGCGGCGAAAAUGCAAGCAACCCUCAUCAGGAUGUGUCGAAUGAUGAGUUUCCAGCAGUGGAAGCUGUGCAGCGUGCCACCAACGUGGUGUUCCAGGCACACCAUGUGUCCCGUGACAAGCGUGGCAAGGCUUUAGGUGCCAGAGGGGGUUUCCGGGGAUGCACCGUCUGGCUGACUGGUCUGUCUGGUGCUGGCAAGACCACCAUCUCCUUUGCACUGGAAGAAUACUUGGUUAGCCAAGGUAUACCAGCCUACUCUUUGGAUGGUGACAACGUGCGCACAGGUCUGAACAAGAAUCUUAGUUUCACCCCUGAGGACCGGGAGGAAAACAUCCGCCGUAUUGCUGAGGUUGCCAAGCUCUUUGCAGAUGGCGGCAUUGUGUGCAUCACCAGUUUCAUCAGCCCAUAUGAGAAGGAUCGUGCCAAGGCACGUGCUCUGCAUGAGGCUUCUGGGCUGCACUUCUUUGAGUGUUACGUGAACACUCCAAUUGGCAUUUGUGAACAGCGUGAUGUCAAGGGUCUCUACAAGAAAGCCCGUGAAGGCAAAAUCAAAGGCUUCACUGGUGUUGACCAAGCCUAUGAGCCCCCUGUUAAACCUGAAAUUACUCUCAAAGCUGGAGAGCUGACAGUGGAUGAGUGUGUUCAGGACAUUGUCACCAUGCUGAUGGAGGAGGGAGUAGUUCCCCGUGGAGCUGUGAGCACUGUGCGGGAACUGCUUGUUCCAGAAUCUAGGAAAGCUGAGGCUAAAGCAGAAGCAGAGGCCCUGCCUUCUGUUGAGAUAGACAUGCUGGACCUGCAGUGGACACAAGUGUUGGCUGAAGGAUGGGCCUCCCCUCUGGCUGGCUUCAUGCGUGAGAGGGAAUACUUGCAAAGUCAGCACUUUGGCUGCCUCUUAGAUGGUGGUGUCACCAAUCAGUCAAUCCCAAUAGUUCUGCCUGUGAAAACUGCAGACAAGGAGAAGCUGGAUGGAUGUGCAGCUUUUACGCUUCGUUACGAAGGAAAACCAGUGGCCAUACUGCGCAAGCCUGAGUUUUACCCGCAUAAUAAGGAGGAAAGAUGCUCUCGCCAGUUUGGCACUUCCAAUACUGGACAUCCAUAUAUUAAGAUGAUAUAUGACAGUGGAGACUGGUUAGUAGGAGGUGAUUUAGAAGUGCUUGAACGCAUCUACUGGAAUGAUGGCUUGGAUGAAUAUCGGCUGACACCAAAAGAGCUUCGGGCUAAAUUUAGAGAGUUGGGAGCAGAUGCAGUGUUUGCCUUUCAACUGCGUAACCCUGUGCACAAUGGUCACGCUCUGUUGAUGACAGACACCCGCCGCCAUCUUCUGGAGCGUGGCUACAAGAACCCUGUACUACUUCUUCAUCCUCUGGGUGGAUGGACAAAAGAUGAUGAUGUACCAUUGCCCAUUCGAAUGAAGCAGCAUGCAGCCAUUCUAGAAGAAAAUGUCCUAGAUCCUUCCAAUACAGUCAUUGCUAUCUUUCCAUCACCCAUGAUGUAUGCAGGUCCCACAGAGGUACAGUGGCAUGCUAAGGCCAGAAUGUCCACAGGUGCCAAUUUCUACAUUGUGGGUCGUGACCCAGCAGGCAUGCCACAUCCAGAUGGUACAAGGGACCUGUAUGACCAUUCACAUGGUGCAAAGGUUCUUACCAUGGCACCUGGUUUAACUCAGCUAGAGAUUGUACCUUUCCGCGUUGCGGCUUACAACAAUGUGAAGCGUGCGAUGGAUUUCUUUGACCCAGAAAAGAAAGACGACUUUCUUUUUAUCUCUGGCACAAAAAUGCGCAAAAUGGCACGUGAAGGCACAAACCCACCAGAUGGCUUCAUGUCGGCCAAAGCAUGGCGCGUCAUGGCUGACUACUACCAGUCUCUGGCUUAAAGGCCAUCAGACUGGCAUGUGAAGGGGUCCCUUGUACCUCAGCAACACGCAGUAUACUUCCCUGGGGAAGCAGAGGGACUAAAUUAAUGGUUGCUUGUUGGAACAAACAAAAGAGGGAACACUGUUUUAGCUAAAUGUUGACAUUAUCAUUAUACCAUGACCUUUAAAAGCUUAUCAGAUAAAUUCUCACUUUGAAUCAAAAAUCUUACUUUUUGCAUGUUCUUGCUAACAAAAUGUCUUUGUUUUGGCAACAACGUUGGCAUGUCCAGGGCAAAUGAACAUAUACCAAUUUUGAGGAAAGCAUUAAAAAAGAUCUCAUAUAACUUCUUAAAGAAAAUCAUAGUUCUUAGCUAAGUCUUUUUCCUGUAAGAUAACCAUUUGGUGUUAAGCAUCUUUUGCCAAAACUGGAGAGAAAUUUAGACCAUCUUAUGCCAUACUGUCCAAACUUGUGGUUUGUCUUUGCCUUGUACUGCAACAGAUACUGUGAUCAUUUCUCAGCAUUUACUUUUUUAUAUUUAAAAAUGAUUCAGCAUAUUGCAUAAACUUUACAAGCUUUAAAGUAAAUUAUUUUUAUUCCUUACAUUUUUAAAAUGCUUGUGCCUGAUCUUUAUUUCGACGUUUCUCCCUUCUUUUAAUUUGACAAAAAUGAAAUAUAAAGAAAUAAGAUUAAGUAAGAUCUCGGGUUUUUUUCUUUCUCACAGCUCAGCAAUUUCUGUUUGGUCAUAAAUGAGUUAAACGUGAUAAGAGUUGGAGAUUUUCAAGUCUUAGCUGUACUCAGAUUUUAUUAAGUUAAUGGUCAAGUGCACACUGUAAACUUUUUAACCAUGCAAUGCAAAGAUGAAAUUCAGAUAACCUGUUACAUUACCUAAAGUAAUGUUGGACAUAAUUUUAUAUCCUGACAGUAAUGGAUGGUGUUAAACCUGUGAUAGUGAUUAUGAGGUCCAUUACUGCACCUGCUUUUCAAAUUACCAUUGUUACUUAGUAAGACUAUCUACUGUGCUAUGAAUAUAAAGACUUCAUGAAGAGUUUUAAGGGCUUAAACAAGGUAUUAGAGUAUUUUAUGUGCAAAUGUAUGUAUGUGCAAGCGCGUGUUUGUGUUUAAGAGGAGGCAAGCAGGAUGCAUGGAGGGAGAACUUGGAACUUUGUUGGUGGACAGUAGUCCUUUGAGAGAUGGGUUGGUGGGGAGGCUGGUGAACAUGGAUGUGUGCAACGGGAGGCAGGUGAACAUGGAUGUGUGCAACACUAUAGUCGUCACUCACAUUAAAAGACUGUAGAGUUAUCAAUAUUAAUGAGGAUACAAUUUUUGUAAAACCUUCAUGCACAUAAACUUCCACAUACAAGUGCUGCCUCCUCCAUAUAAAAGAGCAUCAAAAAAACAUUUUUGAAAUGUUAAUUACCUGUUUAUUUUUUUUAUUAUUCCCAGGAAAACUUUUUGUGAAGUCUAUUUUUCAUUGCCCAGGAAGUAAUGUACAUAUGAAAAUACUCCCUGUAUAUUGUGUUUCUAGGAUUAGAAAUACCAUGGAAUAAAGGUUAUUUCAAGAAAAGAUUAGAGGUUUGGAGAGAAAGUGGGAAAUAUUACAAUUUAUAUUUAAAAAUGCUUUUGUUAGUUUUUCCCUUGCCUGUCCAUUUUCUGGUACACAAAAGCCAUGCUUCAGUGAUAAUGAUUUUUAAGGGACUACAAACUGGUACUGUUGCAGAAUAAAGCAAACAGAAUGUAA